Petromyzon marinus (sea lamprey) is the source of this 1543-nucleotide messenger RNA. Lineage: Eukaryota; Metazoa; Chordata; Hyperoartia; Petromyzontiformes; Petromyzontidae. The record is from RefSeq and is a predicted model, not a curated record.
ACCACAACAACAACCACCACAACAACCACCACCACCACAACAACAACCACCACCACCACCAAUAGCCUCUUUGUGCUCAGCACCGUCCUGGACGUCGGAGCUCCGCCGUGGGCCCCCUCCACGACGCGCCCCCAGGGCCAGCGUCGGGGGCAGGGCCAGGCUCAGGGCCAGGCCCAGGGCCAGGCCCAGGGCCAGGCUCAGGGUCAGGCCCAGGGCCAGGCUCAGGGUCAGGCUCAGGCCCAGGGCCAGGCCCAGGGCCAGGCCCAGGGCCAGGCUCAGGGCCAGGCCCAGGGCCAGGCCCAGGGCCAGGCCCAGGGCCAGGCUCAGGGUCAGGCUCAGGCCCAGGGCCAGGCCCAGGGCCAGGCCCAGGGCCAGGCUCAGGGCCAGGCCCAGGGCCAGGCUCAGGGCCAGGCCCAGGCUCAGGGCCAGGCUCAGGCCCAGGGCCAGGCCCUGCGGGAGGGCAGCGCCGACGUCACCGGUGGGACGCUGCCCCUGGGGGGGCCGGAGGAGGGCCGCGGUGACGUUGAGCGGCCGGCGACCGCCGACGGACGUCCAGCGGCGGUCACCGCGGCGACGGCGGAGCUGUGCGCGGAGGAGCCGCUGACGCUGGUGGGCUCUUUCAAGGUGACCUUCUUGACCAACGUCAGCGUGGACGAGGUCCGCCGCUCGAACCCGGACGUGGCCCUCGGCGGUCACUGGCGCCCAGCGCGAUGCCGUCCCCGGCAACGCGUGGCAGUGAUCAUUCCCUUCCGCAGCCGGGAGUUUCACCUCUCGUUUUGGCUCCGCUACGUCCACCCCAUGCUGCAGAGGCAACAGAUCGAGUACAGAGUCUACAUCGUCAACCAGCACGGCGAGGAGACCUUCAACAAGGCCAAGCUGAUGAACGUGGGCUACGUGGAGGCGAGUCGAGACGCCGCCUACGACUGCUUCAUCUUCCACGACGUCGACCUCAUCCCCAUGAACGACCACAACCUCUACCGCUGCCACGACCAACCACGGCACCUGUCUGUCGCAGUCGACAAGUUCAAGUUCCGACUUCCCUACACGGGCAUCUUCGGAGGUGUGAGUGGCCUCUCCCGUGAACAGUUCCUCAAGAUCAACGGCUUCCCCAACUCCUACUGGGGAUGGGGCGGUGAGGACGAUGACAUCUACAACAGGGUGGUAAUGAGCGGCAUGGAGAUUCACCGACCCAGGCUACGCAUUGGCAAGUACCGGAUGAUCAAACACACCAAGGAUCCCAACAACGCUCGCAAUCCCAGACGGUUCACCAUGAUCCUGUUCACCAACGAGACGAUGCUGCAGGAUGGCAUCAACUCGCUCCAGUACGACUUGGUGCACCGCUCACUCCACGCCCUCUACACCAACGUCACGGUUGACGUUGGGCGCCCGCCGCUGAACUUCACGCAGAUGUUGGAGGACUACGUGGACCCCACCGUGGUCAAGGACUACGCCUCGGGGUGGUAGCAGCGUGCUGCUACACUACACUAUACACUACACUACUACACUAUACACUACUACACUAUACACUACUAAACUAUACACU